Dryobates pubescens (Downy woodpecker) is the source of this 2682-nucleotide messenger RNA. It is a transcript of the gene KBTBD8, whose product is annotated as kelch repeat and BTB domain containing 8. Gene Ontology annotation, molecular function: protein binding. NCBI's taxonomy places the organism in Eukaryota, Metazoa, Chordata, Aves, Piciformes, Picidae. The record is from RefSeq and is a predicted model, not a curated record. Gene Ontology annotation, biological process: neural crest cell development.
AUGGCCGCUCCGCCUGAGGCCUCCCUCUUCGUUGCUACGCGACGGGCGGAACCCGCCCCCCGCAGCCUCCUUGUGAAAACUACAAGUCCCAGGGAGGCGGCCAGGCAGGAACUGCAGCUCCCAGCAUGCUCCUCGCACGCGGCGCGGGCACCGCCGGGGCCCACACUACAUUUCCCGGCAGGCAACGGGUGCGGUGCCCAAUCAGCGCUGUCCAGGUUGGUGGGUGAGAGGAACGGGGUUGGCUUCCGCGGGAGUAAACGGGCCGCGGAGAGGAAGCGGCGCAGGGGAAGCGGUGCCGGUGACAUUUCCUUUCGGGCCGCCCCCCUCUCCCGCUGCCGGAGCGGGGCCCCGAGAAUGGCAGCGUUAGGAGAACCAAGUAAGUUUUCACAAACGCUGAACGGAAUUCCUUCUUCAAACACAGUCAGCAGUGGAAUGGACCCCUUCCAUGCUUGCAGUAUUCUUCAACAGCUUAAAACCAUGUAUGAUGAAGGACAACUGACGGAUAUCGUAGUGGAAGUGGACCAUGGAAAAACAUUCUCCUGUCACAGGAAUGUUCUUGCUGCAAUCAGUCCUUAUUUCAGAUCUAUGUUCACUAGCGGCCUUACAGAGAGUACCCAGAAAGAAGUGCGUAUCGUUGGUGUUGAAGCAGAGUCAAUGCAUUUAGUGUUGAACUAUGCAUAUACCUCCAGAGUAAUGCUGACAGAGGCCAACGUUCAAGCUUUGUUCACCGCAGCUAGUAUCUUCCAGAUCCCUUCCAUCCAAGACCAGUGUGCUAAAUACAUGAUCAGUCAUUUGGACCCACAGAACUCCAUUGGGGUGUUUAUCUUUGCUGAUCACUAUGGUCAUCAGGAACUCAAAGACAGAUCACAAGACUAUAUUCGUAAAAAGUUUCUGAGUGUCACCAAAGAGCAAGAAUUUCUUCAGCUGAGAAAAGACCAACUGAUAAGUAUACUCGACAGUGAUGACUUAAACGUAGACAAAGAAGAACACGUUUAUGACAGCAUUAUAAGGUGGUUUGAGCACGAACAAAAUAAGAGAGAAGUGCACCUUCCAGAAAUAUUUGCCAAAUGCAUCCGUAUGCCUCUGUUGGAAGAGACAUUUUUAGAGAAAAUCCCUCCCAUGUUUGCACAGGCUAUGGCCAAAAGCUGUGUACAAAAGAGACAACAUAGUGCCAAUGGCUAUACACAACGGCUUGGAAUGACCGCUUCUGAAAUGAUCAUAUGCUUUGAUGCUGCCCACAAACACUCAGGAAAGAAGCAAACAGUGCCUUGUUUAGAUUCGGUCACAGGGAGAGUGUUUAAACUAUGCAAGCCACCAAAUGACUUGAGGGAGGUUGGAAUUCUCGUAUCUCCCGAUAACGAUAUUUAUAUUGCGGGUGGUUACAGGCCAAGCAGCAGCGAGGUCUCCAUUGACCACAGAGCAGAGAGUGAUUUUUGGAUGUAUGAUCACACUGGCAAUAGGUGGAUUCCGAAAGCUCCUUUGUUGCGAGCCCGAAUAGGCUGCAAAUUGGUUCAUUGCUGUGGUAAACUGUAUGCAAUAGGUGGUCGUGUUUAUGAAGGAGAUGGGCGGAACUCACUCAAGUCUGUGGAGUGUUAUGACAGCCGAGAGAACUGUUGGACGGCUGUCUGUCCGAUGCCUGUAGCAAUGGAGUUCCACAGUGCUGUGGAAUAUAAGGAUAACAUCUAUGUGUUACAGGGGGAAUUUUUUCUCUGCUAUGAUCCUCAGAAGGAUUACUGGGGAUUUUUGACCCCAAUGACUGUGCCUAGAAUCCAAGGCUUGGCAACUGUGUACAAUGACUCCAUCUACUACAUAGCUGGAACCUGUGGAAACCAUCAGCGCAUGUUUACCGUAGAGGCCUAUGACAUUGAACAGAAUAAGUGGACUCGAAAGAAAGACUUUCCAUGCGAUCAGUCCAUUAAUCCCUAUAUAAAACUCGUACUCCUCAAAAAUAAACUCCACCUGUUUGUCAGAGCUACUCAAGUCACUGUUGAAGAACACGUUUUCAGAACCAGCAGGAAGAAUUCGCUCUACCAGUAUGAUGAGGUUACUGACCAAUGGCAGAAAGUAUAUGAGACUCCAGAUAGGCUCUGGGAUUUAGGCCGGCAUUUUGAAUGUGUUGUUGCUAAAUUGUAUCCACAGUGUCUUCAGAAAGUUAUUUAAAUGGCUUUUUUUGUUUCUUUUCUUUUUUUUUCCUUUCUUUCCUCUUUUCUUUUUCUUUUCCUUUUCUUUUAGUAACAGGCCUUAGUGGUUUCAGUGGUAACCUGAUGCUAGAGAAAACAUGUCUUAAAGAAAACAAAGAAAUUCUGUCAGUAUUUAUUGUAAGCUGAAACAGACAGGUUUUUUUUGUGUAUGGGGAUGGGUGCUCUUUAAAGGUUGCAGUCUGGGGAAGGAUUUACUGCUUCAGUUUCGUAUUUACUGAUGUUUUCCUGGGAAAUGAGAAGGAGGUUACAAAGUGCAAUUAUCAGCAUAUUUUUUUUUUCUGGUAAACACUUAGUCAUGUCAUACUAGAGGGGUGUUUGUGUGGUAAGAGCAAAUUAAGUGGAAGAGCCAGGAUAACUAUGCACUACAGUGAAAGAAAAUCUAGCAUUAAUAACUGAGGAUGUCCAAGAUGUUUUGAAGUGACUUUUCUUCUUCUUUUUUUUUUCCUUUUUUGUUUAAUACGGGUAACAUUUGAGGCAAUAU